AUGGGGUGCUCGAGCUCCUCGAGCCCCAAGACGUUCCGCCAGUCCGACGCUUGGCACCCCGACGCGCGGACGGCGAAGGGGGGGCCCUGCGGCCCCCUCGGUCCCCUCGGCGUCGCCCCGAAGAACUCCAUGGGCAGCUGCGGCAGCACCAUCAGCACCAGCGCUGGCGCCGUGCCCAGCCUCCGCAGCAGCCAGAACGCCAGCGUCACGUCCAGCAUCCGCAGCCUCAAGACGCUGAGCACCGGCAGCAGGGACGUGAGGCGGCUCCCGCCCCACCUGGAGGCCCAGAGGGCCUCGGCGAUGGGCCACCAGGCGCGCCCCCAGGGCGCGGACUCGCACGACGAUAGGAGCACGUUCAGGAGCGCGUCGCAGUCGCGCAAGGUGCCGGUGCUGGGCCCGGUCGAGGAUUCGACAAUGAUGGAGAGGCGUCGCUCGAAGAGCAAGGAUAGCAAGAGAGACAGCAAGGAGACGGCCUCGCCAGCCACCCCGAGCACGUCGGCGCGGGGGGAGGAUAUUGACACCACGGGCGGCUGCAAGCCGGAUGCGUUCCCCGUGGCGGAGGCGCCCCCGGCGAACGCGCGGGCGGUCGCGGGCGACUUCUGA
Messenger RNA from Prorocentrum cordatum, 603 nucleotides. Lineage: Eukaryota; Dinophyceae; Prorocentrales; Prorocentraceae. The record is from the annotation of a GenBank genome assembly.